Messenger RNA from Galeopterus variegatus (Sunda flying lemur), 1571 nucleotides. RefSeq names its product cytochrome P450 4B1. Lineage: Eukaryota; Metazoa; Chordata; Mammalia; Dermoptera; Cynocephalidae. Gene Ontology annotation, molecular function: monooxygenase activity; oxidoreductase activity, acting on paired donors, with incorporation or reduction of molecular oxygen; iron ion binding. The record is from RefSeq and is a predicted model, not a curated record. Bases 25 to 1563 code for a protein of 512 amino acids. The transcript is spliced from 12 exons.
AGCCUGGUGGCUGAAACUCUAGCCAUGGUGCCUGCCCUCCUCUCCCCGAUCCUCUCCCGCCUGGGCCUGUGGGCUUCUGGACUGAUCUUGGUCUUAGGCUUCCUGAAGCUCAGCUGCCUCCUACUGCGGAGGCAGAAGUUGGCCAGGGCCAUGGACAGCUUCCCAGGACCCCCCACCCACUGGCUCUUCGGGCAUGCUCUCGAGAUGCAGCAGACAGGGAGCCUGGAUAAAGUGGUGUCCUGGGCCCACCAGUUUCCCUAUGCCCACCCACUCUGGUUUGGACAGUUGCUCGGCUUCCUAAACAUCUAUGAGCCCGACUAUGCCAAAGCUGUGUACAGCCGUGGAGACCCUAAGGCCCCGGAUGUGUAUAACUUCUUCCUCCAGUGGAUCGGGAAAGGCCUGCUGGUUCUGGAGGGGUCCAAGUGGUUUCAGCACCGCAAGCUGCUCACACCUGGCUUCCAUUAUGAUGUGCUGAAGCCCUAUGUGGCUGUGUUUGCUGACUCCACGCGCGUCAUGCUGGACAAGUGGGAAGAAAAGGCUCGUGAGGGUAAGUCCUUUGACAUCUUCUGCGAUGUGGGCCGCAUGGCACUGGACUCACUCAUGAAGUGCACCUUUGGGAGAGGAGAGAGCGGCCUGGACGACAGCAGGGACAGCAGCUACUACCUGGCAGUCAGAGAUCUCACUCUGCUGAUGCAGCAGCGCCUUGAAUCCUUCCAGUACCAUAACGACUUCAUCUACUGGCUCACCCCACAUGGCCGCCGCUUCCUGCAGGCCUGCCAAGUGGCCCACAACCAUACAGACCAGGUCAUCAGGGAGCGGAAGGCAGCCCUGCAGGAUGAGAAAGAGCAGAAGAAGAUCCAGAACCGGAGACACCUGGACUUCCUGGACAUUCUCCUGUGUGCUCAGGAUGAAAAUGGGGUCAAGCUGUCAGAUGCAGACCUCCGGGCUGAAGUGGACACGUUCAUGUUUGAAGGCCAUGACACCACUACCAGUGGCAUCUCCUGGUUUCUCUACUGCAUGGCCCUGUACCCUGAGCAUCAGCGUCGCUGUAGGGAGGAGGCCUGCGAGAUCCUAGGGGACCGGGACUCCUUCCAGUGGGAUGAUCUGGGCAAGAUGACUUAUCUUACUAUGUGCAUCAAGGAGAGCUUUCGCCUCUACCCGCCUGUGCCCCAGGUGUACCGCCAGCUCAGCAAGCCUGUCAGCUUUGUUGAUGGCCGCUGUCUACCUGCAGGCAGCCUGAUCUCUCUGCACAUCUAUGCCCUCCAUAGGAACAGCACGGUGUGGCCUGAUCCUGAGGUCUUUGAUCCUUUGCGCUUUUCCCCCGAGAAUGUGGCCGGACGCCACCCCUUUGCCUUCAUGCCCUUCUCUGCCGGGCCCAGGAACUGCAUUGGGCAGCAGUUUGCCUUGAAUGAGAUGAAGGUGGUCACGGCCCUCUGCUUGCUCCGCUUUGAGUUCUCUCUGGACCCUACACGGCCACCUAUCAAGACAACACAAUUGGUCCUGCGCUCCAAGAAUGGUAUCCACCUCCACCUGAAGCCACUGGGCCCUGGGUCUGGGAAGUAGCUCUGAAG